This is a messenger RNA of Microtus oregoni (creeping vole), 3298 nucleotides long. It is a transcript of the gene Trim14, whose product is annotated as tripartite motif containing 14. The record is from RefSeq and is a predicted model, not a curated record. Gene Ontology annotation, molecular function: zinc ion binding; protein binding. Gene Ontology annotation, biological process: innate immune response. NCBI's taxonomy places the organism in Eukaryota, Metazoa, Chordata, Mammalia, Rodentia, Cricetidae. The transcript is spliced from 6 exons. Bases 27 to 1349 code for a protein of 440 amino acids.
CUGCGGGACAGGGGUUGCCACAGCGAAUGGCGAGUGAGACAGCCUGCAUGCCGGAGCCCGUCCAGGCCGACGGGGCUUGCCGCUGGCGCUGCCCUGAGCACAGCGAACGCCCGGCUGAGCUCUUCUGUCGCCGCUGCAGCCGUUGCGUGUGCGCGCUGUGCCCGGUGCUGGGUGCCCACCGCGGCCACCCGGUGGGCCUGGCCCAGGAGGAGGCUGCGAGCGUGCAGAAACUCUUCCAGGACUGUUUAGAGUGUUUGGCGACCAAGAAGCGGCAACACGCUGACAACAUAGCCCACUUGGAAGACGCUGGGGAAAAGCUCAAGGUUUACGCAGACUCAAGUAAAGCCUGGCUGACACAGAAAUUCACCGAACUCAGAUUACUCCUUGAUGAAGAGGAAGUACUGGCCAAACAGUUCAUUGAGAAGAACACAGAGCUCACCCUCCAGGUGUACAGGGAGCAAGCUGAGUCUUGCAGGAAGCAAAUUGAGGCCAUGGAUGAUUUCUCCACCAGGGUGUGGGUCAUGAGCCUGGAGCCCAACCCCGUUCAGCUGCUGCAGGCAUAUGUAGCCACUAAGUCAGAGAUGGGACAGCAGAUGAGCCCCCCGGAGCUGAGCCACCCUGUGCCCCUGUCCUUCGAGCCCAUCAAGAACUUCUUUAAGGAGUUUACAGAAGCCAUCCGGGACACUUUACAGACACCAAUGGACACUCGCCUGAAGGAAAACAUGAACUGCCAGCUCUCGGGAUCCUCCAGCACCAAGCCAGGCACCCUGUUGAAAAUCAGCCCUUCUCCGGAGAGAUCACUCUUCCUGAAAUACGUCCGCACGCCCACGCUGGACCCGGACACCAUGCACUCUCGUCUGCGGCUGUCGACAGACGGACUGACUGUCCGCUGUGCACUGCUGGGCCGCCUGGGGCCAAGCCCCGCUCCCCGGUUCGACGCCCUGCGUCAGGUGCUGGGCCGCGACGGCUUCGCAGCCGGCCGCCACUACUGGGAGGUGGACGUGCAGGAGGCGGGCGUGGGCUGGUGGGUGGGCGCGGCCUACCCGUCACUGCGGCGCCGCGGGUCCUCGGCCGCCUCCCGCCUGGGCUGCAACCGCGAGUCGUGGUGCGUGAAGCGCUACGACCUCGAGUACUGGGCUUUCCAUGAUUGCCAGCGAAGCCGCCUACGGCCCCGCCGCGACCCCCAUAGGAUCGGCGUCUUCCUGGACUACGAAGCCGGCGUGCUGGCCUUCUACGACGUGGGCGGUGGCAUGAGCCACUUGCACACCUUCCACGCCACCUUCCAGGAACCGCUCUACCCGGCCCUGCGCCUCUGGGAGGGGGCCAUCAGCAUCCCCCGGUUGCCCUAGGCGACCGUGCUUCCUUUCCUAGGCUGGUCUACAGGCUCUGCCCACGCAACCCCGGCGCUGCCUGUGUCUGGGACACUGUCAUGCAGCGCUUAGAACCUCCUGGCACACAGCAAGCACACAGUAAUUUUCAUUGAAAGAUUCCCGGCGGAGGCACUGCAUCUCCUUAAAGGACCCCAUGGGAGUCACCUGCUCUCCAGCCAUUUCAGUUUAUCCCGGCCACCUUGAGCCAGAGAACCCGAGAGGGUUUCUAGUCUCCCGUUCCUCUCGCAUCUUCAUCUUCUACACUUAAACAAGGGUGAAUUCAAAUAGGUACAAGAAAAAAUCAGGAAGGCCUUCUUAGCGUCCCGGCUUUUCUGGCCUGCUCUUUGACGGCCUCCCCUCUCCCAGCUGCUGAAAGUCUGUUCAGACAGUCUUCAGGCAGAAGCUAGUUCACAGUUUUGCCUCUUUAAACGGUUGUGCGUCCCAGCAUAAAUAGGAAAACCAUCUCUUUGCCUGUCUCACUCCUCUGGCUUAUCUGCCUCAAGAAGCCCCUCCCCCCCCCCAAAUGAGGCUUGCAGAUAUAGGACCUGUCAUUCCAGCUGCUUUCUAAGGAUAUUUGCAUCCCUUUCCUCCCAAAAAUGGUUCAGAAAGUCCCCUUCAAGGCAAUGAACGAUCAGUUGACUGCUACUCGCGGAAGGGAGUACUGAGGAUGGCUCCAAGGCGGAUUUGACGGGACAUAGGGGACAUAGCUAACAUGGGAGAUGUACCCUUGAUGUUACAUCUUAUCUAUGAAGAGCUUUUCCCACACACACCGCUGCAGGGCCAAGCCAGGCGUCUCUUAACAAUCGUAUCAGGCGUUUAUCACGCGAAUUGUCCACUGCACACUUGAUCCUUACAGCCCUCCAAAGUGGGACAUGAGCCCAUCGUCCACACAGCAGAAUCGGUACGCUUGAGUCAGGUGACUGACUGCCCAAGAUAAUGGAACCGGUUGCAGACAGGGUCUGUGCUCCCAGCAGGUGGUGUGGACACGGCAGCCCAGCUCCCUAUUGGCAGAGGCCACCUCAGCUUUCCCACCUGCUUUCCUUGGGCCCAAUCUGCCUCUAGAUUACGUCCGCUGGUCUCUGAGAUGGGUUUCCUACCCUUCACAGUGUGGGGUGGGAUUGUCCUGAGUAUAAAGCAGAAAGACUGGUCUGGGCCAAGGUUUGCACUAGCCAAAAGCCUAGUUUCCCAUCAGCUGUGUGGCCUCCGGCAAGACACUUUCUCCUCAUGGCCCCCAUCUGUGAAAUGCGGGCCAGUGCCAGAAGACUCAAGGGAGCCAAAGCUAGUGGAAUUGCCUUAAUAACUCCUUUGUAUCUGGUUAGGAUCUGUCAACAUCUCCAACAGAUUCUCCCCUGUGCCUCUUCACAGUGCGGAGCCAUGGAUACUCAGCAGCUGGAUGGCAGCCGCGGGGGCUGCCCUAAUACUCUCAGAGCAGUUUUCUUGGGAUCCAUGUUCUUGAAGGUAGAAGGCAUCUGUCUUGAUGCUCUUGGUUUUGUAGGAUUUACCUCAAAGGUAAACCACAAAUUGUUUUCCCAUGGUGCGUGGGUUAGAACCAGAGUGGCCGUGCGCAUCCCAGGUGUGUGCCCGCGGAGCUACACUCUGACCCCAGCGGGUGUUUGUUUUGUAGGAAAAAGGCUUAGUCCAGGCCACCCUGAGGGAAAUGGAGGACAGACACCUGUCUCAAAUGUCCAGCUUCAAGGGCCAGACCACGGGACAUAAGAUUCCUGAGACUGGGCUGGGCAGGGACUGACUCUUCUGAGCAUUCCCAGACCUGGGGCCAGCUGCUGUGAUUCCUGGACACUACCUCCCAGAGAGGCUCGUGUACCAUUUCCUUUGGGCACAUGGUUUCAGUCCAUGUUGGCUAGUGACAACCAUAUUUGUAAAUGACAAGUUCUCUAAUAAUAUGCAUUGUAUAAUAAAAUACGAAUGCU